Solanum lycopersicum (tomato) is the source of this 1055-nucleotide messenger RNA. NCBI's taxonomy places the organism in Eukaryota, Viridiplantae, Streptophyta, Magnoliopsida, Solanales, Solanaceae. The record is from RefSeq and is a predicted model, not a curated record.
ACUAUAUUAAAACCAAGGCUCCCCAUACAUGUAUAUUUCUUCUACUUGUAAAAAGAAAAUAAUUUCAUUUUGAUCUAAAGUUUUAAAAUCAAUCCAAAAUGUCCACUAAAAUUACUUAUGUAGAUCCAUUUUACAAUCUCUCUUACAAUCAAAUUAUUUCUAAAAAAUCCAACUCUUUAUAUUCAAGAAGAUCAUAUAUUCAUUUUAACAAGAUCAAUAAACCUCUCAAUUUCCUCAUUUCCAAUGCAAAAAUUGGAAUAUUCAUUGUUAGGUGCAAUUCAGCCAAUAGUAUUGGAUCUGAUGCUUCACCUCCUGGAAACUCUUCAUCUUUAGGAUGGAAAAAAUGGUUGUUGGGAUUUCUUCUUCCUAUGUUACUACCUGCAUUCAAGAACAAAGUCAGCCCUUUACAACUACUCAAAAGUAAUGUGGAUAAAGCAAUAGAAACAGUGGAAACUAUGAGUGAGAUAGUGGAAGAGGUAGCUGAGGAAGUAGAAAAGAUUGCUGAAGAAGUUGAAAAGAAACUUCCUGGGGAUUCUAAGCUAAAAGAAAGUCUUGAUUCAAUAGAAAAUUUAGCUCAAGGGGCUGUCAAAUAUGCCAACCAAGCUCAAGAUCUCAUUCACAAGGUCAGUAUCGAGACGAAUUCAGAAUUUCAAGUUUAUACUUUUUAUAAUAAUUUAUAUCAAUUGAUAACUAACUUCAAAUUUUAAUAUUUAAUGAAUAUUUCAUACACUGUUCUCUAGAUCCACAAUUCCUAUCCUAUAAUUCCCUUUUAGAAUUUUUGCACUAAGAUGAAUUUAGAGAGGCAUUGCAUGAAGAGACACUUCACAUUUUACUAUAUCAAAAAUACUUUUUUGCUCAAUAAAUUAAUAGCAAUUGUUUAAUUGUCAUUAAAUAUGUCAUUUUAAAGACAAUCAGCACUCUUUGUAAAUAUCCUUUAAAUAUAUAGCGGCACUAGAUUCAGUGUCAGCUAACAAAUGCCGAUAAAAUAUUUAACAGACUUUAUUAAUGUAUAUGUUUAUUGCCACUAAAAUUGUUAUGACAUUCGUACUUUAAAC